Messenger RNA from Zalophus californianus (California sea lion), 583 nucleotides. RefSeq lists its product as uncharacterized. Lineage: Eukaryota; Metazoa; Chordata; Mammalia; Carnivora; Otariidae. The record is from RefSeq and is a predicted model, not a curated record. The coding region runs from base 29 to 445 and encodes 138 amino acids. The transcript has a single exon.
ACGAGCCCCCUUUUUUUAGUUGCCCAAUAUGGCGGUGGAAGGGAGGCUGACGAAGAAGAAAAUGAUUGACACCGCAAGUCUAUUUAAACAGAGGAGGAGAUCCAUUGGUUGCGGCGCCGGGAGCCGCCCCGCCGAGGCUGGCGAGCGCGGCCUUAAGGUGGCCCGGCGCGGCCGCGACGCCUCCCCGCCUGCCCGCGCGCGCCGACUCCGACAGCGCCGCCCGGAGAUUGGCUGGUCGCGUGACUGCCGGAGGUGUGCCGCUGCCAGCAAACCUGCUCCGGCUGGCCUCGGAGAAAUUAAAAACGAGACAAACAAACUCGCCAAACGGCCGGGAAGCCGGGGAGGGGCGGGGGCGGCGGGGCCUGGGGUUCAGGUCCCGGCUCGGCGCUGCGCUGCCUGGCGCGCCCUCUCCUCGCCGGGGGAACGGAGGGGCAGGAUCAGAUGAUCUCGAAGGUGGCUAGCGGCUGGUUUUACGCCUCGGUGGCGAUCUUGUUUUCCCGGCACUCGCCGAGCCUGGGGCGCGGGCCGCUGGGGGCGGAGGCAGACGGUGGGAGCUCUGCCCCCAGCUGGGCUCUCGCCGGUG